AUGGAGGUUAUAAAUCCAUCAGCGUCUCCGGAAGGUAUGCCGGUGACAGAGGACGGCAUGGAUGAGGUUGAAGCAGUGGAAAGACCAGGGGACGCGACUGAACAGCAGGAGGCCAGUACCCAGACUGUUCAAGAAGAUUUUGAGGCGCAGAAUACUCAUCGUGAAGAUACCGAAGAAGAAGAUGAUGAUGGUAAUGAUGCUGAUGAUAAUGAUGAUGAUGGCGACGACGACGACGACGACGACAGUAACGACGACACAACAGACGAUGAAGCGGAGAGCAAAGCUGAUGAUGACUCCUGGCUCAAUGGAUCCGCAUUCAACGAUCGGAAAAUAAACGUGGGAGUGAGAUACUAUGAUUACCCAUCCUUCAUGAACCGGUCGGUGGACGAUGAUGCAGAUUUUACGAUUGAAGCUCUGAUCGGUACUUCCGACUGGUGGAAGGACUUGGAACGGGAAAAGAAAAGGCGCGCUGCAAACCCAUCACCAUGGACUGAGACUGAUGAGGUGGCACCGCCGACGGAAGGAGUUGCUGAGACUUUGCAACUCCAACGUGUGAGAAUCCGCUCUCCAGAGAUACUUCGUCGUCUUUCUGAGCUUGGAGAGUGGAACGAAAGCAGCAUGGUUCCCCCAAAAUCCGAUUGCGUAUUCUGCCGUCCGUUUCACGCUCUUGCCUACUUCAAUGGUGAAAUGAAAAAGCAGCUGGAGCAAUUAGAGUCUGAUCUAGAAGAUUCAAAGACAAAGCACAGCUCCUCGGACGAUAAUGAAUCGGUUAGUUCGCAGAAAACCUCCGAAUCUCGCAUCCGAGAUGAACUACGAUGCUAUGUUACUUUUGUGGAAGAGAAAAUUCAACCUCUUUGGAAGAGAUUCGAACAUGUGACUAAGAAUACUCCGAACAAAGUCAGAUAUGACGAGCUACCUUUUCUUUUCCGCCCGGGAGAUCUUGUCUUUGUUCCAUCUGUGGCUACCAGCUCGAAAGCCCGCCAUCAGUCUGCUAUUCAGAAUGUAUUUCGCCUGGCUUCCCUCCGACCCGAAGACCACAUGUGGCAAACGGACCCAGGUGGCUGGUUUGUCCCGAACUCACUAGCAAGGUGGAGCAUCUAUUGCUUUGACCAUGAUGGAGAUCAGUUGAAAGUUAUAUGGCAAUCCCUAGAGGUCCCCCAUUUCGCCGGCGAGCAAGAUAUUACUGCCUUGCCAUGUUACCCUCUGCGAUACCACCCCGAUCAUGCGACGAUCCUUAAGAUGCAGGUCGAGAGUGGAAAACUUUUCAAGGAACUUGUGAAACCGGAGAACAAACAUCAAUACUAUUCAGGAUGGAAUCUCGCAACUGGUAUCUUCAAAGAGAGCAUGGAGCUCGCUGAGCCCGAACACAUAGAAAGUGAAGUUAUUAUAGAUGUUAAGGAAGCCUCACGAUACGUUACUGAGACCUACCCUGCCGACACAAAACGUUAUGAGGAGACAUUCCAUGAUUCAUGGGCCACAGUAGUGGAUGAAAAUGUCUCUUAUCGUCUAUGGAGAAAGGAUGCGCCCCACUUCAUCGAGAAAAACGAAAACUUGCUGGUCCGGGAAGACUAUACAUAUGCAAAGGAAGCGCAAGCCUAUAUGAAGCAGAACCCAUACAUUGACAACAACGACACAUUCUCGAAACCAACAUGGUCCGAUGAAGAUCUGGCCCUUCUUCCUCGGAGAGUCCUCGGGUACGUCUUACGCGAGAGGAGGUUUACACGCUUGGAUGUUCGCGGCUUUGAUUUACGUCGGGUAUCCGAAGAGAGGAUUACACUAGACCAUGUCCAGAUAAAACCUGGACAUCGGAGGAUUAUCCGAUCGACUGUUUCUUCUCACUUUGCCAAGAUCCACAAUGAACGGUCUCGAGAUACCAUACUGUAUACCCCAGAUAUGAUCCGGGGAAAAGGACGAGGUCUGGUGAUACUCCUGCACGGAGCCCCUGGGGUGGGUAAGACUGCGACUGCAGAGGCAGUGGCAUUGGAGUUCGAGAAGCCUUUGUUUCCCAUCACUUGCGGCGACCUAGGAAUAACAGCGGACGCAGUGGAGAGAUCACUUAAAGACAUCUUCCGAUAUGCCCAUCUAUGGGACUGUAUUCUGCUACUGGAUGAGGCAGAUGUCUUUCUCACACAGAGAGAUAGAACAGAUGUUGAGCGGAACGCCUUAGUUUCAGUAUUCCUCAGAGUGUUAGAAUACUACAGCGGCAUCCUCUUCCUAACCACGAACCGAGUUGGGGCGCUCGACGAAGCAUUCCGCUCACGAGUACAUCUGAGCCUCUACUACCCUCAUCUAAGCAGUGAAGAUACCAUUUCCAUCCUCUGCAGUAACCUCGCACGGCUCCCUCGAGCAGACAAGGUACCCAAAGGAGCAACCAUCGGCAACGGACAUAUUCACGUCAUGGACAAAGAAAUCAUUGAGUUUGUCCGGUCGGAGUACGAGAAAACCUAUAGAGUUCACAGACGUGGCCCUUGGAAUGGUCGACAAAUCCGCAACGCCGUACAAAUUGCAUCCUGCCUCGCCUUCUUCGACCAGCGAGAAAAGACCCCGGGCAACGACCUCCCGGUAGUUCUUACAGCAGAGCACUUCCGCACAGUGAACGACACGAUCGAAGAAUUCGACCGGUACCUAGUCAAAGCACGGCGUGCCGACGAUCGUAAAUUAGCCCACAUGGAAGGGGUCCGGUACGAUGGCUAUGAGUCCGGGCCUACAAGGGAACCUGCCGUAUAUGACGGCUUCAGCAGUUACGAAUCCGACCACGUCCCCGUUGAACGAGUUCCUCGACGUACUGCGCCAGCCCGCACCCCUCAGCGGCAAUCACAAUACGCUGGGUCCUCAGGUGGCCGAGUCGCACCUGGACGAUACUCCGCUAGUCGGAAACGCGCAGUCAUGGUAGAAUCACAGCAUUAUGCGGAAGAUGACUUUCUAGAUGACGCCCUGCAUGCUCCAAGUCCAUCUACGAGCCGCAGAAUUGAUAUUAUGCCCAGCACGCGUAUGGAACCCCGUUCCAGGGCCCAACCUCGGACAUUACCUCGAAAGGAUGAGGAUGUGUACGACGAGGAGUUAUAUCCGGAUGUUGAAGAUCAUGUUGUGGAAGAGGAGUACCGUCUUGCAGCGGAUCCCGAGGCUCCGAGAUCCGCUCCUCGCAGCGUGAAAAGGAGCCCCAGGUAUACUGGUGAUUACUCCCCUGUGCCUGCUCGCAGGACUAGAGAGGCGACACCCAGGUCCCAGCAUCUAGAGGUGGAGUAG
Aspergillus niger is the source of this 3246-nucleotide messenger RNA. RefSeq lists its product as uncharacterized. Lineage: Eukaryota; Fungi; Ascomycota; Eurotiomycetes; Eurotiales; Aspergillaceae. The record is from RefSeq and is a predicted model, not a curated record. Gene Ontology annotation, molecular function: ATP hydrolysis activity; ATP binding. The transcript is spliced from 2 exons. Bases 1 to 3246 code for a protein of 1081 amino acids.